AUGCUUCCUCCUUCGCAAUCUAGCGUUGUUUGCGAGUCGUUUGCAGGUCAUACCGAGAAUUUCCAACCGCUGGUGCUUAAAGCCUAUCGCGGCCCUCAAAACUACAAACCGUUGGCACUUAGCACGAAAAAGAAUGAAGAUUGCUCCGAGAAAGCAGGCUUAAAGCUGCUCGUCGGCGCCGGUGUUUGCCUAAUUUACGAGUUCGCAUUGGGUCACUAUCUAGAAUUCAUCAAGAUUAUGAAGCAGACCAAGCCGCAAUAUUCAUACGCACACCUGACCAAAGAGAUUAUGCAUGCCAAAGGCCUCGUGGGAAUCUGGGAUGGUUUUUUUCCAUGGGGUGCCUUACAGGGAGUAGCCAAAGGCUCUGUCUUUGCAUGGGGACAUUCAGUGGCUCGUACAGCACUCACCCCUAUGGUUAAGAAGAAAAAGAUCAGUAGUGGAACGUCCGAGGUGAUCGCUGGAGGCAUCGGUGGUGGCUUUCAAGGCUUUGUGCUGAGUCCUACGCUGCUUCUUAAAACGCGCGUCAUGACAGAUCCUGUCUUCCGUGAGAACAUGACGCCUUUCGAGACGAUGUCGCGUUCCAUGCGCAUUGGUGUUAAGGUCAUUCAGAAAGAGGGUGUGGCAGCACUUAUGAAGGGCUCUGGCAUGUUUGCGCUCAAGCGUGUUGCCGACUGGUCCACGCGCUUCUUCUUCUCGGUUCAGGCUGAGAAUAUUCUGUAUAUACGCAAUAGUCCGGAACGCACUCUUACCACGAGCCAGCAGGCUAUUUCGUCGCUGGUUGGAGGUGUACUAAGCGCGGCAUUGACCCUGCCCAUGGAUGUGCUCGUGGCACAGAUACAGCAAGCAUCCAAGGCUGGCGUUAAAGUAUCAGUUAUCGAAGUCUUUCAACAGCAGUACCGUGCGGGUGGUCUAAACCAAAUGUUAUCAUUCGGCACCUCAGGAUUCGUUGCGCGUUUUGUUCACGCGAGUUUCACGACGAUGAUCAUGAAAACGGCAACAAGCGUCGUUUAUAACAUGAUUGAGGACCGAAACUAG
Plasmopara halstedii is the source of this 1035-nucleotide messenger RNA. RefSeq names its product mitochondrial dna replication protein yhm2. Gene Ontology annotation, molecular function: tricarboxylate secondary active transmembrane transporter activity. Gene Ontology annotation, biological process: alpha-ketoglutarate transport; mitochondrial citrate transmembrane transport. The record is from RefSeq and is a predicted model, not a curated record. The transcript has a single exon. Gene Ontology annotation, cellular component: mitochondrion. The coding region runs from base 1 to 1035 and encodes 344 amino acids. Lineage: Eukaryota; Oomycota; Peronosporomycetes; Peronosporales; Peronosporaceae.